AUGCCGAAGCAGGACUUCAAAUCUGGGCCAUUACUCGGGAGCGAUAACAAAGAUAUUAUUGGCUUAGUUUUGAACUACAUUCUAACCUCAAGCUCGAGACCUUCGACAGAAAACAUACCAGCGGUAAUCCGAGAUUUCUUAAAAAGUCGAUUUGUGUCCUCUACCCAUGCUGUAGCUGGCCCCGAAACAUCUCAUUUGGUAACCCUAGGCUUGAUCAUUUGUUUUUUGUCCUUCAUUUUUCAACUGACCUGGUUUACAAUUGGAUUGAGAUACUCCAAAUUGUCGAAUUCACACUGGGUUUUUCGAAAUAAUGAGCGUGGCCUGUUUGUACCUAACACUCGAUUCCUAAUGGCAAUAUUAGGUGCUAUUUUCACCCUUCUUUUAGUAAGUGAAACAGUACUGUUAAUCCUGGACAUGAACGGGUUCGCGACACUUAAGGAUCGAAUCAUCAUAGCUGGAUUCAAAUGGAUGCCACUGUGGCUGUCUAGCUGGGUAUAUGUUUGGGGAAUGGGAAGCAGUAUUUACACCACAUAUUCACAAGUUCCUCACGGCAUACUUGGAAAGCUUGUGGGAUGUAAGCGGUCUGCGCUAGCAUUCAACACCAUGGUUUUUACCUCUUUGGUUUUUAUCAUACUUUAUGAAACCACCACGGUUUUUUUCGCUGGGUAUGGUUUGAUGUCUCGUCUGGAUUCAUUCCACCGAAUUUCUGCUCGUUUUGAGACGAUGGCCGCACUCUAUAAUCCGCAGACGUUUACGAUUGAUGAAAAUCUUCUCCCGGAACUCCCGGGGUUGCUUGAACUAACUGUGUCUUUUGCGAAUUGGCUAAAGGACUUUCGCUUCUUGUUAUAUUCGCGACUGGCAUGGUUCUUCGGGUUUAUAUGCAUUUCAUUGCCACUUUACUAUACUUAUUUCCGGAUGAUACAAAAAAUGAAGAUGUACCGCAGAAGCAUCACUCCUAAAAGCAUUUCAUCAUUGGGGCAGCCUUUUUCUGCUGAGGAGAAUGGCUACCGCGUGCGAUGUCACAGUCCUAGCUCGCAAUUCUCCACCUUUUGGGGUUUCAUUGUUUCGGAUAGCACACAUUUGAUUCUGGCUUCGCUCUUAUCGCUAGUUCACGCACUGGUUGAAGUCACCUUGAUGAUUCGAUUUAUCUGCCUUCUCAAGAAAUCCGGAAAUGUCAGUGCACAGGUCACGCUAUUAACCAAGACCGCCGUCACAAAUAACUUUAUAUUCGCUUUCACCGGGCUACUUCCGAGUUGGAUGUUCUCUGCAAGGUCACGUUUGAACCACAAAACGGACGCGCCGACGGGCACGUCAACGCACACGCCGCAGCUCAACCCCAGGGUAAAUCCUAUGAGGUCUGUCACCAACGACUUGUUUGACUCAUGGACGAUCACGCCUUCGGUAAUGGGUGAACUCCAUCAAAUUCCGGAAGUAAUGAAACAAGAAAGCUAUUUUGUUGUAGCCCGUCCUCGACUCAAGCAUUUCCCCGAUAUUUCUUCUGUAAAACAAUUUUGUCCGCAGGAUGUCAGCAAAAUGGUCGUGGAUGAACUCCAUCCCAAAGGCAUUGUAUGA
Molecule: messenger RNA, 1572 nt
Organism: Puccinia triticina
Lineage: Eukaryota; Fungi; Basidiomycota; Pucciniomycetes; Pucciniales; Pucciniaceae
Exons: 11
Coding region: 1-1572 (523 amino acids)
Source: RefSeq, a predicted model, not a curated record